AUGUAUUGCUUCAGGCAAUACUUCACAAGAGGUUUCCCCUUCACAUGGCCAAAAAGACACAGCCGAGGCAUCAAACUAUCUCAACGCUAUUACGGCAGAUCCCCACGCUGCAAAGGACGUUUAACCUUGCGGCCUAUGGGAACUGGUAUGACCCUUUGGCGCUACUUCAAUGCACCAGGGAAUGUGAUGUUUGUCACAACAAAUGUUGUCACCCUUCUCGGUAUAAUGUCUUACACUACAAUACAAAACAUGGCCCGAGAACAAGCAAUGCAAGAAUAUCUGGAACAUAAAUCGUUCGGGGAUGAUACGGUGGAUAUAGAGCUUACACAGGGCAGCCCAAGAAAACGAUAUCGAAAGGAGAACAUCAAACUCUCCAAAAACCAGCCGCCAUCAAACUGCUACGCACAACAUGCAAAGAUGUCGUUAUUUCAUCUGCUCUACUCCUUUUACAUCUGCCGGGACGUUGCCUCUGAAAACGAGGUACGAGGUAGUAGUGAGUGGAAAGAGGAGCUCGACGAUCUUCAGGACGAGGUACCAGAAAGGCACAGCUCACAUAUUUCUACGCGCAUGUUUUACCAUCUGUGGCGAAGUGAGUUUGGCCAGAUUUUUGACAACCUUAGCCGAUCACAGCAGUUUCAUAUGCCAAAUUGGAAGCACUACCCAGGUAGUUUGCAAGUGGUGUGCCAAUCGCUCUAUGACAGUGAGCUGCGAACCGUGGCCGACUUUAUCAAGUUCUACAAAGGCGUCAAACAAGGCACGCUGAAGGAGCUUUUGCGGGCUUGGUUCUAUGAUAACAUGCAGCUCUUUCAGAGUACUUCUGAUAACGAUAACGAGUAUUUCUAUCGUUACCUAGUACAGGCGUGUGAAAAUGAUGAACCGCUGUUUAACCAAUAUGCAUCGAUAAUGCUGAAUCCUAGUAACCCUCGACGUCGCGCUUUUUUCAAUCGACGCAACCAGUAUAGCAGUGCUUCUCUAGAGACGUUCGUGGAGGUUUUAAAGGGAAAUUUACGCGCUGCCGCCGGUGCGGUCGAGAAGAGCUACUACCACGAAUCGAUACUGAACCUGGUCUCGAUGCUUAGGACAAGCUGCUUCCUAGCCCAGAAUUCCAACGGCUCUCACGAAGUUCGCAUUUUGUUGCCGGGCAACAUGAAUGUCUGCGAUUCCCUGCCAUACCCGCAUACGUCUAGCGCUGACAGAUUCGCUUGCUACAAGCUUGUCAGCGAAAACGCCGAAGUCAUGGCUGUGCUUGGAGCCAUUUCGAAGCUGCCGAGCUAG
Molecule: messenger RNA, 1275 nt
Organism: Lachancea thermotolerans CBS 6340
Lineage: Eukaryota; Fungi; Ascomycota; Saccharomycetes; Saccharomycetales; Saccharomycetaceae
Gene: PET494
Product: Pet494p
Exons: 1
Coding region: 1-1275 (424 amino acids)
Source: RefSeq, a predicted model, not a curated record